GCAGAGGUCGGCGCAGCAGACGUCUGCCGUGCCUUCGAGGUCUUUCAGUCCAUGCAGAGAGAUGCGGCGGCUUGGCAGCUCGGUUCGGCAUCCCCAUUGUCAGAUCACCAAGGACACCGAAUAGCCACCGGUGACAUGCUGUCUUUGAUUGACCUGGCUGUUGAAAUGCCGUCUGCCGCAGCGGCAACUGCUGGGGCGCUUCUCCGGCGGUCCAGUGUGGGCACGCCUCUGGUUCCGAACAUCUUCCAGCGAGUGCCUGAAGAGCAG
Messenger RNA from Symbiodinium necroappetens, 267 nucleotides. NCBI's taxonomy places the organism in Eukaryota, Dinophyceae, Suessiales, Symbiodiniaceae. The record is from the annotation of a GenBank genome assembly.